Messenger RNA from Polyodon spathula (Mississippi paddlefish), 483 nucleotides. RefSeq names its product ribosomal protein S26 (gene rps26). Lineage: Eukaryota; Metazoa; Chordata; Actinopteri; Acipenseriformes; Polyodontidae. The transcript is spliced from 4 exons. Gene Ontology annotation, molecular function: mRNA binding; structural constituent of ribosome. The coding region runs from base 84 to 431 and encodes 115 amino acids. The record is from RefSeq and is a predicted model, not a curated record. Gene Ontology annotation, cellular component: cytosolic small ribosomal subunit; ribosome. Gene Ontology annotation, biological process: translation.
AAGGGAGCGCUAGCCUCGGCGGAGGAGGGGUAUAUGAAGGGCCGUGCUGCGGCUGCCGGUCCUCUUUCAGCCUCCAGUCUAAGAUGACCAAGAAGAGAAGGAAUAACGGACGCGCCAAGAAGGGCCGUGGCCACGUCCAGCCCAUCCGCUGCACCAACUGUGCCCGCUGCGUGCCCAAGGACAAGGCCAUCAAGAAGUUCGUCAUCAGGAACAUCGUGGAGGCAGCCGCCGUCAGGGACAUCUCCGAGGCCAGCGUGUUCGACUCCUAUGUUCUGCCCAAGUUGUAUGUGAAGCUGCACUACUGUGUGAGCUGCGCCAUCCACAGCAAGGUGGUGAGGAACCGCUCCUGUGAGGCAAGGAAGGACCGCACCCCGCCCCCCAGGUUCAGGCCAAGCGGUGGUGCCCCAAGAGCUCCCCCGAAGCCCAUGUGAGGACAACAUGAAGAUUCUGUGAAUUUCUACAAAUAAAUCAGAUUGACAAACA